AUGCAAAAAGGCCACCGUACCCAACCUUUAGAAGCCGCCGUCACUCGACAGAUGAAAGUAACGGUUACUCAGCCUUUGGAAGCCGGUGUCCCCGAAGCAAGAACGAAACACGAGGACCUAGCACAAGCUGAAGACCAAGUGUGCACGUUUGAGAGCGGAGAACUCUGA
Molecule: messenger RNA, 168 nt
Organism: Peronospora matthiolae
Lineage: Eukaryota; Oomycota; Peronosporomycetes; Peronosporales; Peronosporaceae
Source: the annotation of a GenBank genome assembly